AAGUCAGUUUUUGCCACAGCUGCCCGCUCCACCUACUCAACUGGCAUUACCAGCCCCACCGCCGGCACCGACAAUACAAGGUGCUCAACUGGCCCUGACGUACCCAGGACAGUUCCCUAUGCAACAAUAGGGCUGCCCGAGUGGCCUCAACAUGCAGGGUCUGGCAGAUCCCUGCAUCCCGGUGAUGGUGGAAGGACAGACCCUUCAGUUCAUGCUGGACACUGGAGCAAGGUACUCUACAAUUUGUGAACUUCCUCCACGCCUCGGUGUCACCAACCGCACCGUCACUCUCGUUGGCUUCUCGGGACUGCCUGAUUCUCUGCCAUUAACCGGCCCUGCCAUCGUUGAGGUAGGCAAACAAAGACUUGAACAUUCUUUUGUGUUUUCAUCAAAGUGCCCACUAAAUCUCAUGGGGAGAGACUUGCUCAUCAAAUGCGGAGCUUGCAUUUGGUGUACAACAAAAGGACUGCGAGUGACCUUUCCUGAUGGAACUAAGUAUGAGUGUGCGCACUGGUCUGGAAAGGCAUACACCAUGCUCUCCACCCUCCCGGCGGCUGAACAAGAACAAUACGCUGACAUUUAUUGGGCGGUCCUGAACCCGGAGCCACCGGCUGAGGCAGGGGUGCGCGCGCUGUUUCAGCUUUGGUCCCCCUGGCUGUUGACCUUGUACCCCUUUGAUCAGCCAGCGGACCCACUGCAUUGUACAUUGUACUAUGAUCGCACAUCCAAUUUGGUUUAUCAAGAGGCUUUUGCCAAACAAAGUGAGGGACGCCAAUGGAAAUUGGUGUCUGAUUUUUUGUAUAUAACUACCAAAGGCAUUGCCUCGCAUGUAUCCUUGACGCCUGAACAGGGGGAUUGGUAUGAGAUGAGCGCGUUCGCGGAGCCUCACAUCACGCUUGCGAUCGGGGCACAACAUCAGGCGAAGGAUUUGGGACCUAUGGUAAAGCAGUGUGUACAAGCUAAAGAUUGGGUCCCAACUUCCUUGCCGUCCGUCGAAUAUUCUGUGUCUGUGUCAGCCUAUCGAAUUCCGGCAAACACAUUGAAUUCCUCGGUUUUGGAACAUCAACAAAUUUCACGAGAGCACGGGUGCGAGAGAACCGAUCAUCCCAGAGCCGAGUCCAUGCUUGUGUCACUACCGGGGGGGGCUGUGGUCGCGGGGCCCGACGGACUCUGGCAGAACCAGUACCGCCGGGAUCCAGAAGCAGAGGAGGGAAUUCGAGAGACUAUCGCGGGCCUAAAAACAUCGGGGGUGUUGGAGUACUCUCAGUCAUCAUGGAACACUCCCAUCCUGCCUGUGGAAAAAGUAGCAGGAGGGUAUCGUAUGGCACACGAUCUCAGACGCAUUAACACCAUCGUCAUUACUCCAACGAGUCCGGUACCAAAUCCAUUUACAGCCCUCAGUAUAAUUGAUCACACGCAUGCGUUCUUUACCGUGAUUGAUUUGGCAAACGCAUUAUUUUGCCUUCCCCUAGCUGAGGAAGUGCGUGAUAUCUUCUCAUUCACAUAUGAGGGGGAACAACUCCGCUACACAAGAUUACCUCAAGGUUUUUUGCUGUCACCAGGAAUCUUUAAUCAAGUGUUGAAAGACCUUUUGUCUCCACUCACCUUGCCUAGCGGCGUGGUAUUGAUUCAGUAUGUGGAUGACUUGUUGCUGGCGGCACCCACAGACACCGCAUGCCUGGAAGCCACUGAUUUGCUAUUGUUACAUCUACACAAAUGUGGUUUCAAAGUUUCUAGGGAAAAAUUACAAUGUUGCCGGGCGACAGUGUCCUUUUUGGGGCGAAUUUUGUCACGAACAGGGACCGCCAUCUCACCCACACACCGUGAAUCAAUUUUAUCACACCCUAGACCACAAACUGUGCGGGACAUCCUGUCAUUUUUGGGACUGGCAGGCUAUAGUCGUAGUUAUGUGGCAGACUAUGGAGAACUGACAGCACCUUUGCGAGCUCUGGUUGCGGCGAAGGGAAUGCGCAACCGGACUGCAGUUCUGGAUUGGGACACCCAGUCCGAGAGCGCGUUCAUCUCGCUCAAGCAGGCGCUGGCUACAGCAGCAGAGCUACACCGACCAGACUACACAAAAACUUUCUAUUUGGACGUGUCUGAAAAGACCGCCACUAUUGGCGGCGUUCUGUUUCAAAAAGAGGGAGGGGACAGACAAGUCUUGAUGUACACAAGUGUACAGCUAGACCAGACGGAAAAAAGGCACCCACCAUGCACCAGAUACGUGGCAGGACUGGCAAAAAUCUUGCAGAAAACUGCACACAUUGUGAUGCUUCACCCACUUACAGUACUCACAACACAUAGUGUAAUGGCAUUCGUAACAUCCACGGCAUUUACACUAUCCCCAUUGAGACAAGGCCGGGUAGAGAAGAUUGUGAGUGCACCACAUAUUACAUACACACACAAGGGCAUCAACAUGGCAGACGCGAUUUUGGAAGGGGAAUGGCAUCAGUGCGAAAGGAGAGCAGUGGAGCAGUCUAAGAUCAGACCAGAAAUACAAGGGAACGCAUACCCGGAUGCGGAAAUGAAUUUGUACACGGAUGGUUGUUGUUUCAGAGAUCCCAAAGCAGGAGGCUUACGGACCGCCUAUGCAAUAGUGGAGCAAAACAUGCAGGGUCAGUUGAAGGUUAGAGAAACAGAAAAACUGGAAGGGACACAAUCGGCACAGCGAGCGGAGCUCAGAGCCGUGGUAAGAGCUUUAGAAUUGGCAGAAGGGAAAAGUGUGAAUGUGUAUACAGACUCGGCAUAUGUUUGUGGAGUUGUACAUGUGGAAUUGAUGCAAUGGCUGAGAGCAGGGUUUUUAACAGCAACAGGGAAGCCAAUUAAGCAUCAGGAGGAAGUGAUGAGGUUGCGGGAGGCAGUGAUGAAGCCCAGCAAGGUCGCGGUGAUCAAAUGCAAAGGACAUAGUAAGGGCACGACUUGGGUAGAGAAAGGAAAUGAGGCCGCGGAUCAGGCGGCCAAACAGACAGCAGGGUACCAUCCGGUAUACCAAAUGUUGAGCACUGAGGUAAAUCCAGUUGAGAUGUUUCCGAAAAUAACGAUAGAGAACUUGUUAGAAGACCAAAAACAUGCUUCUCCAGAAGAAAAAACAGCUUGGAAGGCUAACAGAGCUUCCAAGGAUGACACUGGCUUGUGGCGGCACCCAGACGGACGUCCUAUUCCCUCGGCUCGACGGCUCCAUGUCCUGGUAGAGGAGGCGCAUGGGGCAGCACACGUGGGUAAGACGCAGAUAACACGAUCACUUUUGCACUGGUGGCACCCACACAUGCGAGACACAAUUGACAGGGUGGUGGAUAAUUGCCAGGUGUGUCAAUUGCACAAUAUUCGGCCAACUAUGAAACCUCUCCAAGGCACGUUUCCAUUGCCCCGGCAACCGGGUGAGGAAAUACAAAUUGAUUUCACUGAUAUGCUUGAUCGGGUGGGAGGACAGCGAUAUUUGCUGGUGAUUGUGGACACCUUCACACGAUGGCCCGAGGCAUACCCAUGCAAACGCGAGGACUCGGCCUCUGUCAUCAAGGCUUUGGUGAACCAGUAUAUUCCAACACACGGCUUUCCUCGGCGUAUUCGAUCAGAUAACGGACGCCAUUUUAAAAACAAACAUCUUCAAACGGUAGAAAAAAUUCUGGGACUCAAACAUGUUUUCGGAACCGUCUACCGCCCACAAUCCCAAGGGAAGGUCGAAAGGAUGAAUCAGACCCUAAAAAGCAGAAUGGCCAAAAUAAUGGCCGGAACAAAAUUGACAUGGCUGGAUGCGCUACCGCUAGCAUUGUUGUCUAUUCGAAGCUCAGUCAGUUCACAGACCAAGUUCACGCCAUACGAGCUCUCUCGAGGACAGCAGUUCCCCGGACCAGCGGCAGGAACAGGGACGGAGGAAAUGGAGCCCCUCAGGUAUAAGCCGUACUUCGAGGCGCUCAACCGUCUUGUUCGAUUAUUCUCCAAACAGGUCGGCACAACAGGGAAAAGCAGUGAGCACCUGGUGGAGACUCUCACAACCUCAUGGGUCUACUUGAAAAGUUUGAAGAGAAAGUGGGCCGAGCCGAGAUGGACCGGUCCAUACGAAGUAACCGAGAGGACGUCACACGCCCUCCGCUUGAAGGGAAAACUCAUCGUUGUAAUACCGCUCGUGGCCAUUUUCAAAUUCCAAUGCAUUAAUGGGCCUACGAGACAAGAGAUGCAAGUAACAUUAAGGUGGCGUCGGGAACAGCCGCCAGUCAAACAGGCUGACACGUGCUUGGAACGAUUUAGAGGGCUGUCCCUGGACUACACCCUGGGCACCUCACGAACCUACCAGUUUGAUGUGUGCCAAGAGGGAUUACGAACACAUACGGGUUUUUGGUGACCUCAGUUUAACUGAGGUCAACAGAGGGUGUGAAGGAAUAGGGUCAAAAGACACAAAACCCGCCUAGCCACAAUACCAGAUACGCUCACAUCUCUUUGGAU
Messenger RNA from Syngnathus acus (greater pipefish), 4440 nucleotides. RefSeq lists its product as uncharacterized. Gene Ontology annotation, molecular function: aspartic-type endopeptidase activity; RNA-DNA hybrid ribonuclease activity; nucleic acid binding. The transcript is spliced from 5 exons. NCBI's taxonomy places the organism in Eukaryota, Metazoa, Chordata, Actinopteri, Syngnathiformes, Syngnathidae. The record is from RefSeq and is a predicted model, not a curated record. Gene Ontology annotation, biological process: proteolysis; DNA integration. The coding region runs from base 152 to 4339 and encodes 1395 amino acids.